This is a messenger RNA of Pungitius pungitius (ninespine stickleback), 6128 nucleotides long. RefSeq names its product leucine-rich repeats and IQ motif containing 1 (gene lrriq1). The coding region runs from base 185 to 4783 and encodes 1532 amino acids. Gene Ontology annotation, molecular function: protein binding. The transcript is spliced from 27 exons. The record is from RefSeq and is a predicted model, not a curated record. NCBI's taxonomy places the organism in Eukaryota, Metazoa, Chordata, Actinopteri, Perciformes, Gasterosteidae.
CCGCCGUUGUUUCCAUGGUUACUAAAGUAUCGGCUGGACGCGAAUGCACCUUGACAAGACUUGUUCCGCAUUUUAGAAAAUGUUAAAUUAACAAGUGUCCGUAAUAACAACUUCAGGUAACUCUCUUUCUGUCGACUGAUGUUGAAUAAAUGUAAAUGUGAACGUUAAAAACGGACGUUUUGAGAUGGAUGCUAAUGACGUGUUUGACACAAUUAUGCGCGAGCUAACGUUAAACGAUGGAGUCACGUGUGACCCCGAAGAAGAGGAGCAGCAGAGCUUCUGGUUUCCCGGAGAGACGGACUCGGAUGACAUUCCCCGAUCUCUGCUCAGCUACUUGGAAACCUCCAAAAGCAGAGCAGCAGUUUGUGAGAAAGUCAUCCUGGAGGACCUCGGAGAUGUCCCGGCGUCACCCGCCACCGAGGACACGACCUUUGAACUCCACGAGGAGAGGAAACAGAAUGAGCAGACCGACCAGGAGGACCACGCCUGCACCGAGGCCUGCACCGAGGCCUGCCUCCUUCCUGCAGCCACAAAAGCACGUUGCCCUCACAGGGAGUCUGUGUGUCCCAGUGAUGAAGAUGAAUAUGAAGAGAAGGAGAAGCAUUUGGAAUACAAGGCAGAAGAGCUGAAAAAGGAGGAGCAAAAGAGUCAAAUAGAAAGCGACUUCCAGACGGAGCUGAGGAAGUUAGUGGAGGCAGAGAAGCUCCAACAGAAGGAGCUUGAGCUGAUGGGGAGGAGAGCGCAGGAGAAACUCGAGCAGGAGCUGCUGCUGCAGCAGGAACUGAUCAGCGGUUUACAGAGACGAGUGGGGGAAGAGAGGAGGAAGAAGGAAGAGGAGCAGGAGAGGAUAAUGGAGGCACAGAUGAGGAGGAAGAAAGAGGAAGAGAGAAAAGUAAAGGAGAGGGAACUUAGAGAAGAGGAGGACAGGAAGCGACAGGAGGAAGAAAAGGUGAGAGUGGAGAGAGAGGAAAAGAUGAAGAGAGAAGAUGAAAGACACAGGAAUGAGUUGAAGCUGGAGGAUGAGAUGAGAAUGGUGAAGGAGGAAGAAAGGAAACAGAAGGAAAGGGAGGAGGAGAGGAAAAGGGAGGAGGAAAGAAAGAAGAAGGUGGAGGAUAAGAUGAGAAUGAUGAAGGAGGAAGAAGAAAGGAAACAAAAGGAAGAGGAGGAGAGGAAAAGGGAGGAGGAAAGAAAGAAGAAGGUGGAGGAUAAGAUGAGAAUGAUGAAGGAGGAAGAAGAAAAGAAACAGAAAGAAGAGGAGGAGGAGAGGAAAAGGGAGGAGGAAAGAAAGAAGAAGGUGGAGGAUAAGAUGAGAAUGAUGAAGGAGGAAGAAGAAAGGAAACAGAAGGAAGAGGAGGAGGAGAGGAAAAGGGAGGAGGAAAGAAAGAAGAAGGUGGAGGAUAAGAUGAGAAUGAUGAAGGAGGAAGAAGAAAGGAAACAAAAGGAAGAGGAGGAGAGGAAAAGGGAGGAGGAAAGAAAGAAGAAGGUGGAGGAUAAGAUGAGAAUGAUGAAGGAGGAAGAAGAAAGGAAACAGAAGGAAGAGGAGGAGAGGAAAAGGGAGGAGGAAAGAAAGAAGAAGGUGGAGGAUAAGAUGAGAAUGAUGAAGGAGGAAGAAGAAAGGAAACAGAAGGAAGAGGAGGAGGAGGAGAGGAAAAGGGAGGAGGAAAGAAAGAAUAAGGUGGAGGAUAAGAUGAGAAUGAUGAAGGAGGAAGAAGAAAGGAAACAGAAGGAAGAGGAGGAGGAGAGGAAAAGGGAGGAGGAAAGAAAGAAGAAGGUGGAGGAUAAGAUGAGAAUGAUGAAGGAGGAAGAAAAAAGGAAACAGAAGGAAGAGGAGGAGGAGAGGAAAAGGGAGGAGGAAAGAAAGAAGAAGGUGGAGGAUAAGAUGAGAAUGAUGAAGGAGGAAGAAGAAAGGAAACAGAAGGAAGAGGAGGAGGAGAGGAAAAGGGAGGAGGAAAGAAAGAAGAAUGUGGAGAAGAGAGAAAAGAUGGAAGAUUUAAUACAGAAGGAGGAGAUGAAAGAGGUUGGAAUUACUAAGAAAAUAGAGGAGAGAAAUAAAAUAAAGCUGCAGGAAGAGCAGGUGGGCUGUGAAGGAUACGAGGAGGACAACAAGAUGGAACAAGAGAAGAAGAGGAAGACGUUGGAGGCAGAGAAGGAGAUGAAGGAGGAAAUGAGACUCAAAGAGACAGAGGAGAGCAAACAGAGAGCAGCCGGUUGCAGCGGUGCCGGAGGCGAGGGUCCAGCUCACCGACGGGACCCGGAGGAGAACUUCAGCCGGGCCUCGGCGGGGAGCAGCACAGAGGAGAGGAGGCUGGCCUGGAUGAAGGACUGCGUCCCCUGGUCCAAGCUCUCCCUCCAAAACCGGAGCAGGCAGGACGGACCUUCCCGGCGCCGGAGAGGGCCCGCGAGGGCCCCUGGGUCCGGAAGCCUGCCCCCGCUCUGCCCGGACUCUCUGCUGCGGUCCGCGGGCCGGAAAUCCCUGCAGGAGGUGACCUCGGUGACCCUGGAGGACCUGCCGGGCCGGUGCUUGUCCACCCUGGCUCAGUGUGCAGGCCUGCGGGCCCUCACCCUGCGGCGCUGUGGCCUCAGAUGUCUGGAUGCCAUCAAGCAGCUGCCGCAGCUCUGCUACGUCGACGCACAGGAGAAUGACAUCUCCUACGUGGACUGUGAGAACAUGAGCAGCUUACGGGUUCUUCUGCUCGGCCACAACAAGCUGACGUCCAUCCACGGUUUGACCGGCGCCGCCAACCUGGGCCUUCUGGACCUGUCACACAACUCCAUCACCCGCGUUGCUGGUCUGGAGUCCACAGGGAGGCUGCAGAGGUUGUCGUUGGACCACAACCAGCUGAUCAGCACCAAGGGACUGAGGGACGUCUGCACCCUGCUGCACCUGAGCUGCUCCCACAACCACCUGGUCAGCGUGGAAGGUCUGGAGAACAGCGCUCUGCUGCACACGCUGGACCUGAGAGGCAACAGCCUCACUGCGCCCCCCGGUCUGAGGAACCAGGUCCUCCUCAGGGAGCUGCGGCUGGACGACAACAGCCUGUCGUCCCUGCGGGGCCUGGCUGCCUGCUGGCUGCCCCUCAUGCAGCAUCUGUCCGUGGCCCACAACAGAAUUACCCAUCUGCCCCCUAUGUCUGAUUCCGUGUCCCUCGCAAGUCUGGACCUUCGAUUCAACUGCAUGUCAGAGCUGCGGAACGCGUGCGAGAGUCUGCAGGGAUGUGCGUCCCUGCGCGAGCUCCACCUCCAGGGGAACCCUGUGCAGCAGGAGCGCGGCUGGAGGUCCGCUCUGCAGGGGGCGGCCCCCGGCCUGAGGACCAUCGACGGGCAGCCCACGGACUCCGAUCCGCGGCCCCCGGCUGCUCCGCGGGCCUCGGGCGGCUUCCUGGAGUCCUGUCGGGCUCAGCUGCAGCAGACUCUGGAUCUGCAGCGGCGGCACAGCGGGGAACUCAGCGCCGCGUCGCCCCUGGAUGCCGCCACGCUCUCCUGCCGCCACCUCGCCGAAGCCCUGCGGCUGGCUGAGGACCAGAGAGUCGCCCACGAACGUGACGGGACGCGUCCAGAGUCCGACAAUCAGGACCUGGACCUUCAAAGCACAGCAGCAGUCGUGAUUCAGCAGCGGUGGAGGAAAUAUAGACAGAAAUGUGGGAACAUCAGCAGCUUCUCCACGGCCGAGGAGGGAGGAGGAGGAGGAGGAGGAGGAGGAGGAGGAGGAAAUGGAGGAAAGCCAGCGCCGGGACCGUCCUUCGUUAACGGCAGCGCCGUCGGCCCGGAUCACGCAGCAACUGUCAUCCAGGCGUGUUGGAGGGGCCGCGCUCUGAGGAGGAGGCUCGCGGCGGCUCUGGCUGCCGUCGCGCGGCCCGGCGCCGGAGAGGAGGAGGAGGAGGAGGAGGAGGAGGGCGACGCCUUCGAGGAGGUGGACGUGGAGGAAUUCGUCCUCGACGAGGCCGCACUGGAGAAGCCCUGGACCUUGUCGUUUUGUGAGGACUCCCCUCCCAGACGUUGUCCUUCGUCAGAGUCUCUGGAGCUUCCCGGCUGCUUUCCUGAAUCCCCCCAGUCGUCCCCCCCACCGCCGCCGGUGUGGAGGCCAAGGCAGGCCUGGCUGCCCGGAGGACAGGUGGAGGCUGCUGGACAGGGAGACUCCCCAGAGACCUCCAGCAGAAGGAAAUGUACUGCUUCGACCUCGGUGACCGGCGGCCUCUGCGAAAGAAGAGAGAGGAUCCUGGAGGAGUGGGGCUUCACUCACAGCCACACGGCUCUCCAGAUGCUCAAGAGAGCUCAGAAGAUGAAGUCAACAACGCUGGGGCAGAAGAAACGCCAGGAUCCCUCCGUCCAUCUUGCCUUCAGAAGCUGCGGCUACCCGCCCGCUCCGAUGGCGGCACGAAGGCGGCCGGCGCCACACAACAGGAGUGAUGUGAAAGGUCGGGAGGCUGAGCCGGGCCUUUGGACCGCGGGGGUGGAGCGGGUGGAGCAGAGAGGAGCUCGGGCUGCUCCCCCUGACAGCGACUCGGAGAGCCUGCGUUUCUUACCUGAGAUCCGCCCAGACGUCCUGAGGGGGGGCCGAGUGCAGCUUGUGGCCGACCCGGGACACAGAGCGAGUGCGCCUCACGCCGGCGUCGCCCCCCCCGGAGAGUCUCCUCGCAGGAACCCUGACGGCCCCCCGGGUGCCACGGCUCCGUCUCCUCGGCGGGUCGCCUCGGCUCUGUGGAAGAGGGAGCGCGUCUCCCACAGAGACGCUGCGGUGCGGAUGAGCGGCGGCUGGGGGGGGGGCAAGAAGAGGGACAAGUGAACUCUCCCACCGUCCUCCCCUGUCCUCGCCCAAUCAAGAGAGCAACGGCGGCUUGGACCAGCCCAAAUCUGGCCGUUUUCUCAUCGACGAAACGACCAGAAACACAACCGCCCGCUCAUUCAAAAUGGCGGAAGGACACGUAUUUAUAUUUGGUACCCAUGGUUGGGUGUAAAGUUUAAUAAAGCCCUGAAAUUUAGGGGCGAUUUCCUCAUAUUUAGCUCCCGCUCGCCAACUGCGGCCUCGAAAACCCGGACUGCUGGGGACAGGUGACAUGAACACCUUCUGAAUAGAGAUCUGCCUUCAGUCCACCACUCUUCCUUACCCCGCGUUUACUUUUGCAGCCAUUGGUGUCCAUUGGCAGCCAUUGGUGUCCAUUGGUAGCCAUUGGUGUCCAUUGGUAGCCAUUGGUGUCCAUUGGCAGCCAUUGGUGUCCAUUGGCAGCCAUUGGCAGCCUUUGGCAGCCAAAGUAAGGAGUAAGCAACUUAUAAAAGAAUUGAGGAGUAAACUCACACAAGCAGAAAGGUUGUACAGUCACAGCUGAUUUACAGCUCAUCUAAUGUAGAUGACAACAGCUUUUUUUUUUUAACCCUUUUUGACCAUGUACAAAAAUAUAUUGGAAAAAUUUCGUGGAGGCUUCAGUUGUAUUUGCACCUAAAUAUAUUGGAUAGUGUAAAAUCACACAAAUGAACACAUUUCUUGAUCUUGCAGAGUUUGGGCCUCACAGAGGUUUUCUGGUCUUCUGUCCUGAAGACACUUCAGAGGCCUCGCGGUGCCGGACCAGAGUGGGGGGGGGGGGGGUCCACAGCCCCUCACACAGAGACUGGAAUAUGAAUACGGUUGUAGCUCUGCUCGGUCACACAUUCUUUAGAGGGGAAGCGUGAGCCAACGUAUGGCGAGGUCAGCGUGGAAGCCCAGAUAACCCCCCCCCGCCCCCCCUGUUUAUUUUGACUAUUUAUUUCCCUCCUCCCGUGGCCAGUGAGGCUCCAGGUAACGGCCACCGACCCCAGAGCGACCCAAAGCACACGCCGGGCGCUUCGCAGGUGGCGACGCUCCUGGGCUCCAGGUCCUGGUAACACGAUUCCUCCAUCGAGGAAAAACGAAGAACCUCGCCCCCCCCUCGUGUGUGUGUGUGUGUGUGUGUGUCCUGCACGAGGAGGAUGUUUGGUCUUUAUGUCAAGCAAGAAAAAGGUUCUCUCAUUUAAUGUCAAUUUAAAUGUGGAUAUUUAUACGAUUGUUUCAUAUAUUUUUUACAAAGGAUAAAUGCCAACGUUACUGUUCACUGGGCAAAGAAGCACAAAUUGGGUUUUAUUAAACAUUAAAGCGUUUUGUUACAGCUGCCAAAAAA